GUAAAUGGUGGCCAGAACUUUGAAGGUCCAAAAAGCACAUAUCAAGAUAUGAUAGGUGUGGGUGAGAAACAGACCAAUAUUUAAGUCCUUUUUCUAUAAAUCUCCACUUUCACAGUCAGCCACCUACUGGUUUGAGCUGGUCAAAGGUGGAGAUUUUUAGUUUAAAAAAAAAAAAAGGACUUGAAUAUUCGUUUGUUUCUCCCCCACACCUAUCACGGCACUUCAGAAAACCUGGAUUUAACCACUGGUGUCAUAUGGGAUUACUUAUAUGGUGCCUUUAUGUGCUUUUUGGACCUUCAAAGUUCUGGCCACCAUUCACUUGCGUUGUAUGAACCUACAGAGCUGAAAUAUUCUUCUAAAAAUCGUUGCGUUCAUCAGAAAAAAGACAGUCACGCAUCUGGGAUAGCAUGAGUAAAGGAUGAGACAAUUUUCAUUUUUGGGUUAACUAUCCUUUUAAGGCACUGAUUUACCUCCUAUGCUGGACAUUAGAUGUCAAUUAUUGUAAUAUACCUGUUACGACUUACAGCAUUUAAUUUUGAUAAGCUGCACCGUUUUUUAUGUAUAUAUAUUUUUUUUUUUUUUUUUUAUUGCAGAGUUGGUCUGUGCACUGUUUAAGAGUGGGUUGUGGAAAGUGUAUUUUUCACUAUGUUUAACAUAAAUAUUUACAUAAUUUAAUGAUUUUGAGUCUGUGAAAAAUUACUAGUGAUUAAAUUGCAUCCUCAAUGGGGCGGUCAUAUAGGACCAUCAGUCUUUCAGCAUUCAAAGCCUUGUAGUCGAAAAUGGCGGCACGAAAACGAAGUAUAGUCUGGUCGUUUUUCCAAGCUGAGGAUGACAGGAGAGUAUUAUGUCUUCUCUGUAUGAAGACGGUUUUGUAUUUUGGUCACACGACGAACAUGCUUCGCCAUUUACGAACAAAACACCCAUCCGAUUUUUCUUCGUUGGACAAAAGGAAACCCGCGACAGAUGCGGCAUCCAAGCGAAACGACAGCGGCUGUGUGGAAGUUACAGUAUUGAUGGAUGAGCAGCAGGUAGAGGUGGGGUCUGUUGGAGAAGAUGGUGACAUGGAUGGUGCCAUCAGAGGGAUCCUCCGUGCUGCAGCAGGGGAGGGAACUACUGAAGGGGAGGGCCCUGAAGAUGAAGGAGAGGGUCCUGUUGAUGAAGGGAACAGGAAAGACGCCCAAGAGGAUGAUUCCUCACGACUUGCAUCUGGCGUUCGCAAGUGGAGCUCAGUGUGGGUGCACUAUCGGAAGCUUGACCAAGAGUCGAAAGCAAUGUGCUUGCUGUGCACGGAGAAGAUCCAGCACCAGAGCAGUACAAGUAACCUAAUCAGACAUCUACAGAAUAGGCAUCCCACUGAGUUUGCACAACUUGAGGUUCACCCACAGAAGCGGCCUAGCAAACGUAAAUCUGCAGAUCCAGUCCACCACCCCCCUUCUCCCACAUUAAUUAGCGAGUCCCCAGCCAGGUCUUACUUUGUGCCACCAAAGCGUGAUGUCCAUACACCCAGCAGUAUCUUCCAAGACAAAUAUCCAGGUACUAAGUGGUCUGAAGGGUUGCGUUUAUUGGAACGAGAACGGGAGCUGACAGAGGCGUUAAGGCGUGUCCAGCAGGAGGAGGGGCGGAGCAUACAGCUGCAGCGGGAGUUACUGCAGCAGUUCCGUGAAAUGGAUACAGAGCGUCGAGUACUUCAAAAUCAGAAAAGUGAACAAGAGCUUGAACAUGCAAUACUACAGAAGGAAAGGGAAGCACUUGCGGAGGAGAAGAAUGAACUCCAGAGGGAAAGAGAGGAAAUACAGAAAGAGAGGGAGGAGUUUCAGAGGGAGAAGGAGGAGCUGGAGAGGCAGAAACAGGAACUGGAUUCCUGGAAAAAUUCCCAUGGACAAGGACAGACCUCUGGAUUUUACAGUUGUUGAGACACCACAGUAUACUGUGUCUCAAGGAAACAAGAAUCCCUUUUUUAAGGAAACUGUUCUUUCCUUAGCUUUUUGUUUUAAGCUGAUUGAUUUAGAUUGGGGUAGUGGGGGACAUGGAAGGGAAGUUGUAUUUUGUUUAGCUGAAUGAAAGUGUACCUUAACCCUCCUUGCAGCACAUACAUGCAUGCAAAUAAUAGAUUACCUGCAGGUAAAUUAUAGGUUUGCCAUGAGAAGGCCUUUUAUGUCAAAACUAGAAAACGGUCUUACAAUUUACCCACAUAUUGUAUAUAUGAGUGUUAACCCAAACAAGGUUCAUUGUUAUGAAAUGGACUAGUGUGUGAAUGUAUUAAUGUGUUUUUGUACAUUUCUGCUCUGGGAAUAAAAAAAAAGUAACA
This is a messenger RNA of Xyrauchen texanus (razorback sucker), 2308 nucleotides long. RefSeq lists its product as uncharacterized. The transcript is spliced from 3 exons. Bases 780 to 1913 code for a protein of 377 amino acids. Gene Ontology annotation, molecular function: DNA binding. The record is from RefSeq and is a predicted model, not a curated record. NCBI's taxonomy places the organism in Eukaryota, Metazoa, Chordata, Actinopteri, Cypriniformes, Catostomidae.